Bipolaris maydis ATCC 48331 is the source of this 831-nucleotide messenger RNA. RefSeq lists its product as uncharacterized. Lineage: Eukaryota; Fungi; Ascomycota; Dothideomycetes; Pleosporales; Pleosporaceae. The record is from RefSeq and is a predicted model, not a curated record.
AUGUCGCAGGCCUGCAUGUCGAGCAGCUUGUCCCCUUCACCAGGCUGGGCUUGGCGCGCAACAGUGACAACGCGCCGCUCAGUAUUUGCCCGCGCAGCAUUUGCCCGCAGCGCGCGCCGUGGAGAGCGACCGCUAACCUUCAACAGCGCUUUUCCGAGCCCCGUCGCGCUCUUGUUUCAUACGCCCAUAAGAGAGCAUGGAGCAUGCGGCCAUGGAGCGCUCGCCUGCUGCAGCGCGACCAAUGCCGCCUACUGCUGCCAAAUCAUCAAACAAACGUCGAACUCUGCCGGCCUCAAGCAUGUCGUCAUGGCAGCAGCAGCAGGCCAUGUGUGCUGGACUGCUCGAGCGCGGGCGCGGGCGCAUGAGGGUGAGGGUGAGGGUGAGGGUGACAAAAGGUUUAGGGGCCAUCUCGGACUCGACUCUCGAUCCGCCAACCUCUCAUCUCUGCCAUGCUGCAAGUUCCCGCCGAGGCGCAGGGAUGCGCUCGCCUGUGGUCGAUCCUGUCUUGUGAUGCUCCUCGUCCCAGUCCCAGGCCCCGUCCUCACUCGUCGAUCCUGCCCUCGCCAACCACUGCGCCCCGUUGAAACAUGUUCCUCCUGCUGCUGCUGCUCCCGCUCCCUCUCCCUCUCCCUCUCCCUCUCCCUCUCCCUCUCCCUCUCCCUCUCCCUCUCCCUCUCCCUCUGCACCCUCUCCUGUCGCUGCCACGCCCCCCUCCCUCCUGCGCCGCCCAUGUACGCGCCAUCCUCCUCCUCAAAUCUUAACCUCCAACGCCUGGGCCUGGCCCCGAGCCGGCCUAGCGCCAUUUCGGACUCUGCUGCCGACUUACCUUAG